Messenger RNA from Equus quagga, 2683 nucleotides. RefSeq names its product protein PET117 homolog, mitochondrial. The coding region runs from base 1263 to 1667 and encodes 134 amino acids. Lineage: Eukaryota; Metazoa; Chordata; Mammalia; Perissodactyla; Equidae. Gene Ontology annotation, biological process: mitochondrial respiratory chain complex IV assembly. The record is from RefSeq and is a predicted model, not a curated record. Gene Ontology annotation, cellular component: mitochondrion. The transcript has 2 exons.
UAAAAUUUUUUUAUUAUUUUUAUUUUGUUACAUUCUUAGGAGAAAUAUUCACCGCAUGCCAUUUGCGCUCACACAACAGAAGCUGGAAUAGCAAAGCACCAGAGAUGAACGUCGGAGAAGCCUUUGGGUGAGGCUAACCAAGGCUGAGCCCAAAUCAAUACCCUUCAUAGCUGUCUGUUUCCACAGAAAGAAGUUUGUUCUCUGUGAAUUCUAGUGGGAAAGAAUGACAAUGAUCAUACCUCUUCUUUGAAAAGCCACUGUCUUUCGACGCCUUGCACAGUACUUCACGCUAUUCGCAGCGCACUUCAUUCCGUCAUUUAUGUUCCUGCUAAUGCGGGCAUCGGGAUCCUCUCACCGAUGGCGGAAACUGAGGCUCCAAGGGUGUAAGAGUGACCUCCUAAGGAUUUCAUGGGCAACAAGGUGACUGGCGCUUUUCCUAUCAGGAGGCAUGGAGGUGUCGCUGCCCCGUUAGCAUGCUCUUUAGCCAGAAGGCUUUUCGAUUUUAAGAAAAAUCAGACCCUGACCAGCCACCCCACACUGCCAAGGGAAAGCAGGUGACCGUGUUUACAAUGUUUCACAAGCAAAAACUCCACGUCCUAGUGGCACGUCCACCGCCAAAGGGGCAACGGGAGCUGCGUCGGUGCCGCCGGUACCGAGCAGGGCAGCUGGGUCAGCCCUACGCCCCGAAGGGCCACGCGCGGGGCAGGGCCACAAGGUACCUCAUCCGGAAUCCCGCCCCGGGGACCGGGGAUGCGGUGAAAGGAGGUGGCUCAGGCAUGGAACCGCCGACCCGGCAAGCUGCUGGGGCCAGCUUUGGGUCGGGGCUCUUUAGAACUUGAACUUGGAGUUCUAGCCUGGCCGCCCGCACAGCGAGCAGGACAACCCCCUGUCUGCCCGCCCCAGCCGAAGCCACGGUUUCCGCGACGCGGGGUGGGGGAGGGGGGGAGGCGCUCGACUCUCGACUGCUCGCGUCUGGCGGCGGCGGGCGGUGCUCGCGGCGGCUGGGGCUCGGAGCUCGCGGAGUCGGGUCUGGCCGCGCAGGCGCGGCGCGCUCAGCAGCGGCAGGGGUCCUCGGGCGGGGGCGGGCACGGGCACGGGCGCGGCGAGGCGGGCAUGUCGAGGACCUCGAAGGCAGUGCUGGGCCUCUCGGUGGUGCUGACGGCGGCCACCGUGGCCGGCGUGCAUCUGAAGCAGCGGCAGGACCAGCAGGUCGGUGUCACGUGACCGUCUCUUCGCGGGCCGCGGCACUCUGGUCCCUCCGCAUGGCUCCCCGCGCCGCCGCGUCUGGCCCCGCUCCUGGCCGUGCGGCGGCGGCCUGGCUCCCCCACGCCUCCCCCUGCGGCCCGGCUCCCCCACCCCUCCCCCUGCUGUCCGGCCGCCGCGCGCUCCGCCCGGGGCGCUGCAGCCCCGCGGCCGCGCGCGCCUUCGGGGCCCAGGGGAGCCCCGGGCAGUCCCGGCCCUCCGCGCCGGAGUCGGCGGGCUCCGCGCACGCGCGCCCGCGGGCUGUCGGCCAGGCUGUUUCCCAGGGGCAGCCGGCCCGCGGGGUCGGCAACCUUUCAGCACCUCGCUUGGGCCGCGGGAGGGUAGAGGCGGGGAAGGGUUUCCUUGGGGUGCACCCAGCAAAUGACCGGCCUUCUGCCACUCCCAGGCUCAAGAAAUGUCUGUGACUUAUUGAUCAGUAGACUGGCGGUCCAUUCUCUCUCUUUGAGUUCACGUUUUCUUUCUUAUUCAAUUGGCAAACGUUUAAGGACGAUCGCUGUGUGCCAGGCACAACACCAGGCUCUUCGGGAGCCAAAGAUAAGGAAGCACAGCCUCUGCUGAGACUGAGUGAUUCCAUCAGUGCUGGAUGUUGAAUGUCAGAAGGGGCAACCAGACCGUUGGUGAACUCUCGAGAACACCUUGUUGGGGGUUUGGGGGUUGCCAAAGGUGGAAGUAAUGACCAGGAUGAAUCAAUAGUAAACCAUUUUUUCGUGCCUUGGACGGUGCUCUGUGCUCCGUAUAGAGAGAUGAAGCAGAUGAGGCCUUGUCCUGGGUGUUCACCCUCUGUGGAAAUCAGAGCAGAAACCUGUGAUGAUACUAGAGUUUUGCAGAGGCGGUAAUGGGAUGAUUAAUGAUGAAAGGGCCUGGAAGAGAUUAGAGAUUUGGGAUUAAAGUACAGGUAUUAAGGAGGUAGCUCUUGGAAUAGAGGCAGAAGGCUUCCUCUAAGAAGGAAAAGAUGGUGCUCUUGAGACAGUUUCAGAUGGAGUGGAGGAUAGUAUGUCAGAUGUAGCUGUGAGGUCAGUGAAUGCAGGGAUUUUCAAAGUACGGAGUAGGGAUAGGUUAGAGCUUGGUUCUGAACCCUAGCUACAGGUCCCAAGUUCCUGGGAAGUUUUGACAGUGCAGCUGAGGCUGGACCCUACUCCAGACCUGUUAAACAGAAUCUCUUGGGGGUGGGGAUCCAGCUUAGCUAUGUUUUAAAAUCAACUGAGGGGAUUCUAACAUGCAGCCCAGGUUGAGGACCACUGUGUUAGAAAGUGGAAGAACAGGAGGAUUUAGAUAUUUGGAAGUUAGAGGUAAAGAAAAAAUUGACCAGAAUCAUCUGUGUUUGUUUUACAUCCGGACAUUCAUUGUGGGCUUACUUCCUAGCAGUGGGAAGGAGUAGGACAAAAGACUGAGGGGCCGGCCCAGUGGCAUGGUGGUUCAG